Messenger RNA from Tilletiopsis washingtonensis, 1448 nucleotides. Its product is annotated as putative TYR1-prephenate dehydrogenase. Gene Ontology annotation, molecular function: NAD+ binding; prephenate dehydrogenase (NADP+) activity; prephenate dehydrogenase (NAD+) activity. The transcript has 6 exons. The record is from RefSeq and is a predicted model, not a curated record. NCBI's taxonomy places the organism in Eukaryota, Fungi, Basidiomycota, Exobasidiomycetes, Entylomatales. Bases 26 to 1432 code for a protein of 468 amino acids. Gene Ontology annotation, biological process: L-tyrosine biosynthetic process.
CGCUCACACACUCUCGCAGUCCGACAUGGCCGCCGCGUCGUCGUCUGCGCUCGCCGAAGAGCAGGCGCGCAUCGAGAUCGGCAUCAUCGGCAUGGGCGACAUGGGCCGCCUGUAUGCGCAGCGCUUCGCCGACGCCGGCUGGCAGCACGUCAACGUGUGCGACCGGGAAGAGAACUAUGCAAAGCUGGCCGAGGAGUUCAAGGACUCGCCGCUCACCGUCUGGCGCGACGGGCACUACGUCUCGCGGCGCUCCGACCUCAUCAUCUACAGCGUCGAGGCGGCCUACAUUGACGCCGUCGUCGGGCUGUACGGGCCGUCGACGAAGCAGGGCGCCAUCGUGUCGGGCCAGACGUCCGUCAAGGCGCCGGAGCGCGCAGCGUUUGACAAGCACCUGCCCGACGACGUGCACAUCAUUUCGUGCCACUCGAUGCACGGCCCGCGCGUCGACCCGACGGACCAGCCGCUGGUCCUGAUCCAGUAUCGCGCGCCCGACGAGAAGAUGCGCCUCGUCGAGCGCAUCAUGGCGUGCUUCAAGAGCCGCUUCGUGUACCUCUCGUACGAGGACCACGACACGGUGACGGCCAACACGCAGGCCUGCACGCACGCCGCCUUUCUCUCGAUGGGCACGGCUUGGCGGUGCUCCGAGGCGUACCCUUGGGAGACGGGGCUGUACCCCGGCGGCAUCGAAACGGUCAAGAUCAACAUCAUGCUGCGCAUCUACGCGGCCAAGUGGCACGUGUACGCCGGGCUCGCGCUGCUGAACCCCGCGGCGCGCACGCAGGUGCAGCAGUACGCCGACAGCGCGACGGCCAUGUUCAAGCUCAUGGUCGCCGAGCGCGAGGAGGCGCUGCUGCAGCGUGUGUUCGAGGCGCGGCGCGGCGUGUUCGGCUGGGCGGACGACGAAGAGGGCGCGGGCGGCGCACGCACACGCGGCGACGACGCCGAGGGGCCGCGCGAGCGCAAGCCGAUCCUCAUGAGCGACCGCCUGCUCGACCGCUUCCACCUCGUCGCACGCAAGGCCGUCGGCGAGGACUCGGCGCCCGCGCCCGCGCCGCCGCCGAACUCGCACCUCGCGCUGCUCGCCAUCGUCGACUGCUGGCACCUGCUGCGCAUCGACCCGUACGCGCACCUCGACCUCGCCGCCACGCCCAUCUUCCGCCUCUGGAUCGGCGUGUGCGAGUACCUCUUCCGCUCGCCGGCACGCGUGCGGGCGUCGGUGCGCGCGGCCAUUCAUGACCACGACUUUCGUGCCGACGACACCGAGUUUGUCGUCGCCGCGCGCGGCUGGGCGCAGGCGGUGCGAUUUGGCAACUUUGAGCUGUAUCAGUGGCGCUUCGAGAGCACAAGUGCGUUCUUUGCGCCGCGCUUCGACGAGGCCGCCGUCAUCGGCGCCGAGAUGCUCAAGGCGGUCGCCGCGCUAGAGCAGCAAUGAACGUGCAUCACAUGCA